GUGUCGUUCUACCGGAAGUCAUGUUUGCUUGCUGUCACUAUGACGAUUUGAUUUGCAUGGCUGCCAGCUUGUUAACAACUGUAGAGUAGAGUGAUUUAAAUAAAAGUUUAAUAGAUAAGAACAAAUUUUAAAGAAUGGCGACUACAUUUUCAAAUCCAUUUAACCUGACAGCAGCUGGUGAACUCGGCAAUCAUAGAGAAUCAAUGCUGUAUAAUGAAUUGUUAUUGAGGAAUGAACUUGGAAGACCAAAGAACAGGGCAUAUACUCAGGUCCCAAAAGAUGGAAGUUUUGUGUUUGGUAGACCAAAUGAAGAAAGAUUUGGUGGCGCUGAUGAUGCUUUACAUGGAUGGCCAAGAAAUCUUUCAACAACAACACUACCAUUUAAAAGUAAAGAUAAAAAAUCAGAGAGAGAUUUCAUGGCUCUAAACAGGGCUGCUGUUCAAACUGGUUUGGUGACAGCCAACGAAAAUUAUGAAUUUAGAGCAACCCAUGAUGUCAGAAGGAAAACAGCUGGUGAUGAGAAAACAAGAACGAGAACAAGACGGAUACCUCCUUCUAUGGUGUUUGGAAUUUCAACAAGACCUUCAACACCAAUUUUUGAUUUAUUAGAACACAAAUACCAGGAUAAAUGGUUACAAGACAGGCGUAAAUUAGAAGUCUCAAAAAGACAAGAAGAAUCAAAGAAAAGACAACAUUUGAAAGAUUUGAGGCUCAGGAGAAAUCCUAAUUGUGUAUAUGAAACCAGAGCUUCUUUACUAAGAACCUAUCAAAAUCCUGUAGAAGAUGCUCCUCUAUGGCAACUUCCAAGAUUUAAAGACAAGGCAAAACCAUCUCUACAGACCUUCAGAUCAGCUGGAGCUAGACGUUCAGCCUAUGGAAAUUACCAGUCAGACCAAAUAGCCAGACAGGGAGACUUUGGACAUGGUGUUUAUGAACCUGCCUGUAACUAAAGAUAUUAUUUCUAAAGUCAAUGCCACCUGUGAUAUAUAACUUAAACAUCUCAGACGUGAUAGAUUUGUUCACAAUGUUAUUAUUUUAUGUACCAACCAAAAUUGUGUCUCUAUUUUUAAAAUAACAGUAUUUUUAACUUAUUGAACUAUUUUAUGUAUUGUGCAUGAAAAUUGUAAAUAAUUCUAUUUGUACUUAAAUUUUUUAAAUUGCUCUCUGUAUUGCUGUAUUGUGGAGUUUUUAACAUAUUAUGCUAAUCGUUAGACUUUUUGCAUCACUUUUGUUAAUUUCGGAUGCAUAAAGUUGGGAUUGUGCAUUACUUUUAUGAAGUGCAUACUUAAAUUAUGUACCAUUUCUUAAAUUAGAUCAAUGUUAUGUAUAUACAUGUAUUUGAAUUCUCUGUAUAUACAUGUAUUUGAAUUCUCUGUAUAUACAUGUAUUUGAAUUUUACCAAUUGCUGUAACAGUUUCUUUUAAUAAUAUAAGUAUAAUAUAUAAUUCAUCCACAGUCCAAGAGUAACUAGAAUUAUUUAAAAGAGAAGAUUUUGUGAAUUAAAUACUUAUUCAUUGAUAUGAUAAGCCCAUAGGAAUAAAUAUACAUUUCCAACUUGUGUUCUGAGAAUGCCAUAUUGUUUUACUUCACUACAGCUAGAAUGGGCACAAAUAAAUUGAUCGUGUAUAUAAACACAAUUGUUUGUUAAAAAUUGUACAAUAAUUAUUUAUUGCAACACUUUUAUGUUGACAAAUCAAUAAAUGGUGAAGAAUUGA
Mytilus trossulus (common blue mussel) is the source of this 1715-nucleotide messenger RNA. RefSeq names its product cilia- and flagella-associated protein 77-like. The record is from RefSeq and is a predicted model, not a curated record. Lineage: Eukaryota; Metazoa; Mollusca; Bivalvia; Mytilida; Mytilidae. The transcript has 7 exons. Bases 135 to 950 code for a protein of 271 amino acids.